Rhizopus microsporus ATCC 52813 is the source of this 1043-nucleotide messenger RNA. RefSeq lists its product as uncharacterized. Lineage: Eukaryota; Fungi; Mucoromycota; Mucoromycetes; Mucorales; Rhizopodaceae. The record is from RefSeq and is a predicted model, not a curated record. The transcript has 6 exons. Bases 80 to 796 code for a protein of 238 amino acids.
UAAAAAUCUAUAUAAAAAGGGAAUCAUCGAGAUUAUAUUUUAUUUUUCGCCACCCCCUUUCUUUUACUCUUACAUUAACAUGACUCUUCCUGACUUUAUGACCGAUCCCAAUGCUGUCCUCAAGGACAAGGAUCAUCAAUGGAGAUAUGGCCGUGUACCUGAUUACAAUAAAGUAAACAAGGCAUUUGAAGAAGAAAAAACCAUGAACCAUGCUGAUGGAUCUCUCGAGUGGCUUGUUUCCAACCUGGUCAAGAAUUGGGAAAAGGAAAUGUCUUACAAGCUCAAUGCUGAUGAAAUGCGUACUAUUGACCGUAAUAAAUACAGAUUCUCUGUCAAUGGACAAAAGUGGCAAACUAUUGAUGAAAUGCUUGAGAUCGGUACUUACAACGCGCUCAUCGGUGAUUCUGAACUUUAUAAAGCCAGUGAAAUGGACUUUGCCGAGUCUCACAAACUAUUCAAGCGCGCUCUUCGCACCUUCUCUUGGGAAGUAUUACAGGUCUAUAGUGGUCCUCCAGUAGUUGCGUUCAAGUGGCGUCACUGGGGAACAAUGACUGGUGAUUUAUCUGUAAAGAUUGGCAACGGUAAGAAACUCGAGGCACCUGCUUCCAACGAAGUCGUGGAAGCUGUUGGUGUUACUGUUGCAAAAGUAAAUGACAAAUUUGAAAUUGAAGAGCUCGAGACCUUUUACGACGCUAGCAUCUUGAUGAAGCAAUUGGCCAAGAAUAGAGCUGAUAAAGAGCAAUCUGAAAGCGGUGCAGUUGAAUGCCCUUUCAUGUCUUUAAAUAAAUUAAGUUGAGUGCAUUUUCCUGGUGAAAGUGUUCUCUAUUGUGUAACCAAAUAUAAUAAAGCAAGAUUACUAUCCAUAUUCGAACAGUUCCUUUUUUCUCUUGAUCGUAUUUAGUAGACAAGACCUUGUUUAUGAGUGUAUUAUUCUUAAUAAUACUUGUAAUAUAAAAGGGAACACACGGAUUAUCGCUGCUUAUUACCGGAGAAAACAUAACAUUUGUGAUACCUGUAACCUAACGUUGAAGUUUUUUUUAGCA